GAUCACGUGAUCUGUCACCUGACAAACGAUCGUCAAAGCAGGAAAUGUAGCUAGAAAACGAGCGAGUGUAUUUUCACCAAUCAAAAAUACAUCAUGCACUCUUUAUGUAGUGGCUUAAAUCAUUUAUUAAGGCUGUGGAUUGUCUGCGUUUCUCUUUUCAAAAACCAUGGGUUCGCAGGUAAAAUGAAAAUAGUCGAGGAGCCAAACACAUUUGGAUUGAACAAUCCCUUUCUGGCCCAGGCAAGCAGACUACAGCCUAAAGUAACCCCAUCUCCAGUGUCUGGCCCAGCACAUCUUCACCGGCUUGCUGGAAAGUGCUUCAGUUUCACUGAGUCAACAUAUAAAUAUGAAUUCUGUCCAUUUCAUAACAUUACCCAACAUGAGCAGUCCUUCAGAUGGAAUGCCUACAGUGGGAUACUGGGGAUCUGGCAGGAAUGGGAAAUAACAAACAACACGUUCACAGGCAUGUGGAUGAGAGACGGGGAUACGUGUGGAACCAGAAACAGGGAAACAAAGGUGAUUCUUGUCUGCAGUGCAAGCAGCAAGCUUGCUCAAGUCUCAGAGCCCAGUACUUGUGUGUACUCAGUCACCUUUGAGACUCCACUUGUUUGUCACCCACAUUCUCUUUUAGUGUACCCGACACUGAGUGAGAAGCUGCAGACGGAGUGGGAUGAAGCUGAGCAGGCUCGUUAUGAAGAGCUUAUUACUGAGCAGGGAUACAACAAUCUUUUGAGGGAUAUUUUUGAGGAUGCUGGUCUCCUGAAGAGCCAAAAAGUUAAGAUAAAUCCACCAGAAGUUGCACCUGAUUCAGGAACUCACAGCUCUUUACAGAAAUGUACAGAGGAUUUCCAAAAACAGAGAGAGGAAAUUGAGAGACUGCAUGCACUCCUCACUCUACACAAUAUUCCUUUUGAUUCACAACAAAAUAAAGCAAAAAGCACUGCGAGUGUGACAGUUAAAAAUCAACACCUUCGUGGAGACGACGGCCUCUUUGAUCCGCAGUGAAAAUCUACGAGUCACCUUCUCCAUUUGUGUGGAUUGAGUAGCUCUGACAAAUUUGUUGGUCAGUGUCUUCAAACUCCUACUCCAUAUUUUUCACCUUUCCACUUUUGAAGUGGAUGCCUUGUGCUAGGCAGGGGCCACUACUAGAAAAUGGCUACAAGAUACGGACUCCAGACGGAUCUAACUGGAUUUUAAAAUAUGGACAGGAUAUAAAGCUUUAUUGUAUUAAAUAACUCAAAAGUGAUGUA
Messenger RNA from Scatophagus argus, 1250 nucleotides. It is a transcript of the gene gnptg, whose product is annotated as N-acetylglucosamine-1-phosphate transferase subunit gamma. NCBI's taxonomy places the organism in Eukaryota, Metazoa, Chordata, Actinopteri, Scatophagidae. The transcript is spliced from 11 exons. The record is from RefSeq and is a predicted model, not a curated record. Gene Ontology annotation, cellular component: Golgi apparatus. Bases 94 to 1005 code for a protein of 303 amino acids.